Molecule: messenger RNA, 847 nt
Organism: Nanorana parkeri
Lineage: Eukaryota; Metazoa; Chordata; Amphibia; Anura; Dicroglossidae
Gene: POLR2E
Product: RNA polymerase II subunit E
Exons: 7
Coding region: 32-664 (210 amino acids)
Biological process (GO): DNA-templated transcription
Cellular component (GO): RNA polymerase II, core complex; RNA polymerase I complex; RNA polymerase III complex
Molecular function (GO): DNA binding; DNA-directed RNA polymerase activity
Source: RefSeq, a predicted model, not a curated record
GCGGUGUAGUAGGCAGCGUGUUGUUGUGAAGAUGGAUGAUGAAGAGGAGACUUAUCGGCUAUGGAAGAUCCGGAAGACCAUCAUGCAGUUAUGCCAUGACCGUGGAUAUCUAGUGACACAAGAUGAGUUGGAUCAGACUUUGGAUGAGUUUAAGGCACAGUUUGGUGAUAAGCCCAGUGAGGGUCGGCCCCGGCGAACGGAUCUCACUGUGUUGGUCGCACACAAUGAUGAUCCAACUGAUCAGAUGUUUGUAUUCUUUCCUGAGGAGCCAAAGGUUGGCAUAAAGACCAUAAAAAUGUACUGUCAGAGGAUGCAGGAGGAAAACAUUACCAGAGCCAUCAUAGUGGUGCAGCAAGGAAUGACACCAUCUGCCAAGCAGUCAUUGGUGGACAUGGCUCCUAAAUACAUCUUGGAACAGUUUCUGCAGCAGGAGCUUCUGAUUAACAUUACAGAACAUGAGCUGGUUCCCGAACAUGUGGUGAUGACUAAAGAUGAAGUGACGGAACUUCUGGCAAGAUAUAAAUUACGGGAAUCCCAACUCCCUCGCAUUCAGGCUGGAGACCCAGUGGCGAGAUAUUUUGGUUUAAAGAGAGGCCAGGUGGUAAAGAUUAUUCGUCCUAGUGAGACUGCAGGUCGUUACAUUACCUACCGAUUAGUGCAAUGAGGUGUGAGUUUUCUUUUUACCCUGGAAUACUAGAAACUUCUUGAGCAGAUGUGCAGAAUUUUUAGAUGGAGACACAGCAGAGCGAGCCAACAGAAGAGACUCCAAGAACAUGUCGUACUUAUGAUGAAAAGUGUGUGAUGAAACACUUUAGCCCCUUGCGUCUAUUCAGAAUCAAUGACCGUG